CAGUAAUUGCUGAAUAGGUUGAUGGCAGUAAUUACGAUGUCUAUCCGGAUAUCAAAUAUGAAUGGUGGAACCCAAAUGUGGAUAUUAACGCAAAAACCUACCUGGAGGCCUGGGAUGUAUUAGAAUAAAUUACCGCUGAUUUGCUCUCGAAAGAUCAACAGCCCACUUCACUGAUGAGGUCCAAGACACCCAUAAGAGAGGAGGACUGAGCAGGCCCCUUGCCAGCACAGCUCUCCUCUGGAGAAGCCCAGGUGCAACAGCAGCAGGGGCAGCUUUUCAUCAUCCAACUCCCUAGGACUCUACAGUCCUGCCCUCCACAUUUCCUAUCUUAGUGGGUCCCCGCGAGCGUUCAAAACUGUUUCUCCAACGCUUCUACCAAAAACUCAGACUGUUUUCCAGAGCAGAAGCAGCGGUUGUGCCCAGCUGCUCCUCCUCCCAGGGGGAAGCCAUGGGGAGCCUGCGAAGCCACCGCUACAGCAUCGUCUCCUCCGAGGAAGACGGCAUGAAGCUGGCCGCCAUCGCCGCCGUGCCCAACGGCUACGGCAACGGCACGGUGGCCAAGGCGGACACGGCGCAGCAGCAGACUGUGAGCCGCUUCGUCCAGAAGGACGGCCACUGCAACGUGCAGUUUAUCAACAUGAGCGAGAAGGGCCAGCGCUACCUUGCCGACCUGUUCACCACCUGCGUGGACAUCCGCUGGCGCUGGAUGCUGAUCAUCUUCUGCCUGUCCUUUCUCCUCUCCUGGCUCUUCUUCGGCUUCGUCUUCUGGCUGGUAGCGCUCUCCUACGGCGACUUGGAGAAUGAGACGCAGAUGUGCGUGUCCAACGUCAACAGCUUCACCGCCGCCUUCCUCUUCUCCGUGGAGACGCAGACCACCAUUGGCUACGGCUACCGCUACGUCACCGAGGAGUGUCCUGUGGCCGUCUUCAUGGUGGUCUUCCAGAGCAUCUUCGGCUGCAUCAUCGACGCCUUCAUCAUUGGCGCCGUCAUGGCUAAGAUGGCCAAGCCCAAGAAGAGGAAUGAGACGCUGAUCUUCAGCCACUACGCCACGGUGGCCAUGCGGGACAGCAAGCUGUGUCUGAUGUGGCGUGUGGGGAACCUGCGCAAGAGCCACCUGGUGGAGGCCCACGUUCGCGCCCACCUCCUCAGGACGCGCACCACAGCCGAAGGCGAGUACAUCCCCCUGGACCAGAUGGACAUCGACGUGGGCUUCGACAGCGGCGUCGACCGCAUCUUCCUGGUGUCGCCCAUCACCAUCGUCCACGAAAUCGACGAGGACAGCCCCUUGUACGAGAUGAGCAAGCAGGAGCUGGAGACGUCCCAGUUUGAGAUGGUGGUGAUCCUGGAAGGUAUGGUGGAAGCCACGGCCAUGACCACCCAGUGCCGCAGCUCCUACGUGGCCAGCGAGGUUCUCUGGGGCCACCGCUUCGAGCCAGUCCUGUUCGAGGAGAAUAACUACUACAAAGUGGACUACUCGCGCUUCGAGAAAACCUACGAGGUGCCCAGCACGCCCCAGUGUAGUGCCAGGGACCUGGCCGAGAAGAAGUCCCUGGUCUCUAGCUCCAACUCCUUCUGUUACGAGAACGAGGUGGCCCUUGAAAAAGUGGAGAUGGAGGAGGCGUUUGACGAGGAGAAAGAGGAGGAUGAGGAGGAGAAGGAGGAGAAGGAGGUAAAAAUGGAGGAUCAGGGUGCUAUUGAGAAUGCAGCACUGGUGGAGACAAACACAGACACAGUCUCUGUACAUUCUGAACACGAUCAGGAUACCAGGAAUCCGACGAUGCCUUCAGAAGCAAGGCCUCUAAGACGAGAAUCAGAAAUAUGACUGCAGAGAAGUUAGGGGGGAAAUACUACAUGAAAUACUACUAUGAUAGGUUUGACCUUUGCUCCUAGCGGCUUUCUGUACUACUGCAGGAUGGAUUGACUGAGGUGGGUGUCAUUUUCUGAGCAAGACACUCAAACACAAACGAAUACAGAAUUAACAGACCAGAGAAAAUGAUGCAAUAUUAUUUAUUCUCUUUACACAAGUCCCUCGUCUGGUGGGAGGCGAUGGUAGCUUGACUGAGAGGAGUUGGUGGCUCUUCUGGCCCGUGGCACUAUAGGAAUGAGACGGGUUAGGUAGUAGUGUUUUGCAGAUAUUACUGUAGUAUACUGUAGUACUUACUAUAGUGUUUUUGUUUUAUUAUUCUUUUGUCAUAUGUGGUCUAUGGGUGGCACAAAUUGUGACAUGGGGGAGGGGAAUGUGCAGGACAUAUGCAAAUUCAGUAUUAGGAUACCAAUACAAUGUGUACUGUAGUAUUCUACAGUCUACUCAAAAAUGAUAUAGUAAGCACUACAUCAGGGUUCCUCAACUGGUGGCCCGGUGGCUUUUUUUGGCCCCCCAAGUUUUCUGAGCAAAAUAAAUUGAAAUUAACAUAUUUUUCAUUAUUUAUAAUUUUGGACAUAAAAGGCUGUAAAAACACCAGGAAAUCAGUUCCCAGUGAUUUUUAUUUGGGAAAUCUGUUCCCAACUAU
Coregonus clupeaformis (lake whitefish) is the source of this 2510-nucleotide messenger RNA. Its product is annotated as inward rectifier potassium channel 2-like. Lineage: Eukaryota; Metazoa; Chordata; Actinopteri; Salmoniformes; Salmonidae. The record is from RefSeq and is a predicted model, not a curated record. Gene Ontology annotation, molecular function: inward rectifier potassium channel activity. The transcript has 2 exons. Gene Ontology annotation, biological process: potassium ion import across plasma membrane; regulation of monoatomic ion transmembrane transport. The coding region runs from base 449 to 1822 and encodes 457 amino acids. Gene Ontology annotation, cellular component: plasma membrane.